Emys orbicularis (European pond turtle) is the source of this 1683-nucleotide messenger RNA. RefSeq names its product bestrophin 2 (gene BEST2). Lineage: Eukaryota; Metazoa; Chordata; Testudines; Emydidae. Gene Ontology annotation, molecular function: chloride channel activity. The record is from RefSeq and is a predicted model, not a curated record.
AUGACCGUCACCUACACGGCCCGCGUGGCCAACGCCCGUUUCGGGGGCUUCUACAAACUGCUGCUGCUCUGGCGUGGGAGCAUCUACAAGCUGCUGUACAAGGAGUUCCUGGCCUUCUUCGUCACCUACCUGGGGCUCAGCCUGACCUACCGCUUUGUCCUGGCCGAGGAUCAGAAACGCUACUUUGAGAAACUGGUGAUUUACUGCGACAACUACGCCAACCUGAUCCCCGUCUCCUUCGUGCUGGGCUUCUACGUCACGCUGGUGGUGAACCGGUGGUGGAGCCAGUACAGCUGCAUGCCCAUGCCCGACCGCCUGAUGUGCGCCAUCUCCGGCUCCGUGCACGGCGGGGACGAGCGAGGCCGGCUCUACCGCCGCACCCUGAUGCGCUACAGCAGCCUCUCGGCCGUGCUCAUCCUGCGCUCCGUCAGCACCGCCGUCUUCAAGCGCUUCCCCACCAUCGACCACGUGGUGGAGGCAGGCUUCAUGACCCGGGAGGAGAGGAAGAAAUACGAGAACCUGAGCUCGUCCUACAACAAAUACUGGAUCCCCUGCGUCUGGUUCACCAACCUGGCGGCCCAGGCUCGCAAGGAGGGGCGCGUCCGGGACAACUGUGCCCUCAAGAUGCUGAUGGAGGAGCUGAAUCAGUUCCGUGCGAACUGCAGCAUGUUGUUCCACUACGACUGGAUCAGCGUCCCCCUGGUCUACACGCAGGUGGUGACCAUCGCCGUGUACAGCUUCUUCGUGGCCUGUCUGAUCGGGCGUCAGUUCCUGGACCCAGUCCAGGGCUACGAGGGCCACGACCUGGACCUGUGUGUGCCGGUCUUCACCCUGCUGCAGUUCUUCUUCUACGUGGGCUGGCUCAAGGUGGCCGAGCAGCUGAUCAACCCCUUUGGGGAGGACGACGACGACUUCGAAACCAACCUGCUGAUUGACCGCAACUUCCAGGUCUCCAUGAUGGCGGUGGACGAGAUGUACGACGACCUGCCCCUGCUGGAGAAGGACCGUUACUGGGACGCCUCCAACCCCCGCGCCCCCUACACGGCGGCCACCGUCUUCCUGCUGCACCAGCCGUCGUUCCAGGGCUCCACCUUCGACAUGACGCUGCCCAAGGAGGACAUGCAGUUCCAGCCGCUGGAGGAAAUCGAGGAGGGGCUGGAGCCAAGCCGGCACGUCCCCCUGCACCUCCUGAACCGGCUGCUGGCCACGGGGCCCACCCCAGGCAGCUUCGGCCGGCGCCUCUCCCUGCUGCGCCGGAAGAAUAGCUGCGUCUCCGAGGCUUCCACCUCCUACAGCUGCCUGUGCCAGGACACGCAGAGCACGGACUGCAGCUGUGGGCCCCCCGCCCGCCGCCUGCCCCUCAGCGAGGUCCCCUUCGCCCCGGAGCAGCGGGGCUGGGAGGGGGGUGAGGAAGCCGGGCCCCGGGCCCCAGGCAGCCACGAGGAGGCCUUGGCCGAGGAGUCGGACCUUGCCCGGCGGUCCCAGGUCUCCUUGCUUCACCCCGACGGCGCCGCCCCUGUGGCCGGCGGCUUCCCUUCGCCACAGGACGUGGGGCCCCUUGUGGACACGUCCUUCCUCCCGCAGCCAGGAGCCGCCCAGGAGCCCCCCGCCCGCAGCGCCCCCCCCAGUGCCGGCUACCGCCCCUGGCUGCAGAACCGCAUCGAGGAGGAGACGAUGGCGUGA